AUGGACUUUCUGGCCAAGCAGGCGAUGAAGCAGCAGGCCAAGACUUUGAGCAAGGGUCUUUUUGAUGAGGAGAAGGAGGAUCCUAAGGCCAAGGAAAAGAAGAGCAAGGCUGAGCAGGCCGAAGCUCGUCAUCGCGCAACACAGCAAAAGAGGCGAGAGGAGCAACAGCAGGUGCGGCGCGUGGCCCGCGAGGAGGAGCGAGACCGCAUUCGCGCAAAGUACAACAUUGACCGCAAUGUCGGUCGCUCGGCGCAUGCGGCCGCUGAUGAUGAGGAAAGCGAUGCCGAGCAAGAACAGGCCGCAGCCCAACCGCCCCCAGCACAUGGCAAAAAGGAUGGGUGUUGCAUUUGCUGA
Monosiga brevicollis MX1 is the source of this 354-nucleotide messenger RNA. RefSeq lists its product as uncharacterized. Gene Ontology annotation, molecular function: syntaxin binding. The transcript has 2 exons. Bases 1 to 354 code for a protein of 117 amino acids. Lineage: Eukaryota; Choanoflagellata; Craspedida; Salpingoecidae. The record is from RefSeq and is a predicted model, not a curated record. Gene Ontology annotation, biological process: neurotransmitter transport.